Molecule: messenger RNA, 4000 nt
Organism: Lytechinus pictus (painted urchin)
Lineage: Eukaryota; Metazoa; Echinodermata; Echinoidea; Temnopleuroida; Toxopneustidae
Exons: 20
Coding region: 280-3192 (970 amino acids)
Source: RefSeq, a predicted model, not a curated record
UGCACUAAAGAUAGACAACGAGAUAAUGUAACCAAUACAAAAGUCGUGUUGGUUGGUAUAGCAGUGUAUCCUAUAACCGUUUUAUCAGGUAUGGAAUAGUACAUUGGGGUUCAGAAGAUUGUUUCAACACAGAUGUUUAAUGAAAACAUUGGAAACUAUUUUGACAUCUGGUAUUAACGACAAGGAAUGGAUGCACGAAAGCAAAGGGUGAUCAUUCAAGGAACGAAGCGUUAGAGGAAAGUUCUUGCGAACAAGCACGGAGAUCGCAAGACUAAUACCAUGAUGGCCGCGGAAUUGCCCCGCGGUCGAUUUAGACACCGCGGAACAAAACAAAGAAAGGACCCGAUGAUCCCGUCAAUGAAGAAAACGACGACGACCACGGGAUUGGCAUCGUCAAUGGAACUCCCUGCCCUAGUUCGACCCGGGCCACCCUCGGUGGGAGUUCGACAUGUACGCCUUGCCUUGGGCGGUGUCUCCAAGUUCCGCCAGGCCUCCAAAUCGAUGCCGAACGCCGUGAUCGAUGACUUCGAGUCGAAGAGGAGACAAAAGCUGAGAGGUGUGAUUGCGAUGAUGGAGAUGAGUAAACGACCGGUGAAAAGAAAGAACGACGUCGAAACACAUCUUAGUGAGACGAAUUCAGUGAAUGUUCACAAACAGCAGCGAAAGGCAGAUCUCAAGCGUGCAAAAGCUACGGAAGUAUCCAAACGACGGACGAAGGCAAGAGGAAAUCAAGCAGCAAAGGAAUCUACAAGUUCCACCAACGAAAAGGGCGAUGAUGACGACAACGACGACGACGGCGACAAUGCGAAUGGUGACCAAGGCGAUGUUGAAGGAGACGUGAAGAAGCGAGCCCUUGAAACGAUGGGCAAGUGGCAGAGUUUUGUUCGGAGGAAGAAGGUUUUGACGAAGGGACGUCGAGCCGGGUUUGCAGGUCGUUUGCCGAUCAGGAAAGGAAGCGCUGCUUCGAACAAGAACCAGGACGAUGAGAAGGAGAAACAGGAACCCAAGACUCUUGGACGAUUUCGAACGGUAGUGAAACUGAUCAUUUACCUCUUGAGACUUAGCAGAACCUAUAUCUACAAAGAGAGCGAUGCCCGGAUGGUGUCGUUGUUCAAUGACAUCGAUGCAGCCCGAGCCGGGGAUCAUUUCAAGAUACGAGGAGAUCUCCUUUAUGACGUCACCGAAUACAAAGCCCUCAAAUCACAAAAGAUCUCCAAAGACACAAAACGAAUCCUGCUCAUGGAUCCCAAGAAAAGAUCCAAGAAAGACAUCCACCAUGUAAUGGUGGAGCUGCAACAGAUGAAAGGUAUCACCCAGUAUCCAGUAGACAUGCAGAGGGGCCUGGUAUCGAACUCCUGGUACGAGGAAUACCCUACUGGUCGGGUCAUCAUCCGAUAUGGCAGGAGUCCUCAGGCAUUCUAUGUCAUCCUUGGUGGAUCAGCUUUACAUUUAGAGGGCGAUCCCAACAUUCCAGGCAGGCAUGUAACAUCACUCAACAAGGGCGAUAUGUUUGGAGAACAAGCGAUUGCCCAUCAGAACAAACAUGUCUAUACCGUCAUUUCAAAGGAGCCCUUACAACUCAUGUGUCUUGCACCAGAAGACUACAGUCGUAUAUUUUUAGCUGGAGGUUUGGACAACUUUAGCGAUCUCGGUGAACACAGUUUUGUGAGAUCGAUCUCCCUCUUUAAACACUGGCCGAUUCACCUCUUAAAGAAUAAUCACAAGCAAACCAGAUUUCAGUAUUUUGUACAUGGUACCACAAUUGUCGAAGAUAGCACCAAAUCAGAAUGGAUUAUCAUCGUUAAAUCGGGAAGCUGUUCAGUUCUAAAGAUGCUGAUUGACCCUACGCAGAAUGACAAAGGCCUCUCUGCGACAGUACCAGCUAUCAAAAGAAAGAAAAGCCUUGUACCGACUACGCGGUACAAACGUGACUUCACCCCACCCGCCGAGACUCACCAGGACAUGCUGACCCGGAAGUUAAAGGAACUCCAGAGGAGGCGGGCCAGGUCCAUCAAGAACAGCCGAUGGAAGCGCUACAUCAAGAAACCCACCAACCUGCUGAAGAUACCCCUCCAUGACGACCCCUUCCACGAGCCGAACAUGGCGGAGGAUUACCGGGGAGAGAUGGACCCGAUAGCUGCUGAAAUGUAUCGGAGACAUCAGGAGAGCUUGCAGGCGUCGAGGUCAAAACCUGAUGACAAGUCAAAGGAUCAUGACCUCAUCGAAGCAAGCACCUCGGGUGCUUCCACAACGGAAGGAGAUGGUGGUGUUGAAGGUGCUGAUCAAGAUGAGAUGGGGGUUGGUGAACAUUUCUAUAACUCUGGGACGUCUCACCAGGCGAAUCAACCUCAAUCGGAAGAGCAUGCUGUCUUGGGAGGACGGAAGCAAUCUUUUGCAAAGGGACCAUUUAUGACACAUCGGUCUGCUGGAAUCCACCCAGUAUCCGCCACUAAACAGAUUGACGACUCCAAUACGACGAGUACGCGCAUUAACCGCGGUGCGCGGAGAGAUAGCAUGGCGCAGUCGGAAGGAGAUGUUCCAAAGAAUGCUGGGUUGACUGACGGACUCUCACGAAGGAGCAGUCUCACAAGGAGGGAAAGCGUGCACCGGAUGCGAGAGGGUACGAUGAGGAGGGAUAGUCGUGCGCUGCUGGAGACCACUGCUGAUGGAAGAGAAAGCGUUACGCAGGACAGUGGCAUGACUGAUCUGACAGAAGCAACACAAUAUGAACAAGGAGAAUCACGUGCUAUUGAAAAAGAAGACGAAAAUGAGGAGGAGUAUGAAACCGACGAUGAUGACAAGGAUGAACAGACGAAGGCUCACUCAGAACCCGUCAAUAAAUUCGUAAUGAUAGAUACCUUAGAAAAAGGAGGAGUUUUCGGUGUUCUUGAUAUGGCAUUCGGUACCCAGCCGUGCUUGAGCUUGGUCAGCAAUGGGGCCGAGUGUAUCAUGGUAAAGAAGAAGUUCUUCAAGAAACAUUGCAACGAUAAAACCAUCUGGAACAUCGGCCAAGUGUUCCGUCCUUAUCCUGACGAGGACACCCUGACGAAGGACCUUAAGGAGAAAUUGACUUGGAAAGAUCACCGAGAUGUGACGCUCAAAGAAACGGCUCUCAAAUUUAAGAAGAUGAGAAAACGACUGGCUGAUCCACGUCUCCAGCGGCCCAGCACCAUCGUCGAAUCUUUCACUUGAAGGGAAUUCGUAGAAAAGGUCAAUGAAGAUUCAUGAAGAGGAAUUCGAAGAGAUGUUGACUUGGAGAGAUCAGACCAAAGAUCAGGGAUGCCAAGCUCAAAGAGACAGCUCUCAUAUUAAAGCUGUGAAAAUUUCUGGCUUUUUAAGUGAUCUAGUCUAGAUCUGGUCGUUGGUAUUAAUAUGAGUGAAUGAAAAAUCGGAGGACCUGGCAUAUCGGUGUGUACUAUGUGAGGGUAGGGUUUUCCGAACAAAUACCUACCAACGUCAAGAUCGAGACUACGGGCAACCCAGCACCAUUGUUUAUUUUUUUUUAUUUGAAAGAGUUAAAUGCUUCGUAAAUAUAAUUGCUAUAUAACUACCAACAAACUUUGCUGUUGCAUAUCACUCGGUGCGAAACUUAUCCAACAUGUCUAUCGGUGAUUUAGCAAAGCUUCGUGUAUAGAACUGUUAAAACACCGGCAAAAUCUGCAGUUACAUUGUUAGUUCACUAUCAUUCUACCACUGAAUUAUAUAUUUUUUGUAACAGGAAAUUCUUUAUCUUGUAUGGCUAUUUUGCUAAAAUUUGAAGCAUUUUCGUCAACGUUUAUCACUGCACCGUAUUUUGGUUUGUAUGUACAAUGACCGGUGUUAAAUAAACACGAUACAAAAUACAGAGUGACAAUAUAUUCUGAGGAUACAAUUGUGCUCAGUUCGCUCUCUAAUUUGAUGGCAGACAAGGGUCAAGUAGUAGAUUUGCAUUUCUUAUGAGCAGCUUUCAAAACUUUGGUUAACACUUAUUAGAGUUUGGUAGGUAUUGGUCUAAAAACAU